UUCGGACCACCUUUGUCCGAUUUAAACACGAUUGUGGGCUUCUUUUGGGCCCCACUCACGAACGAGCUACCAAACGAAACAUUUCGACUUUUAAAGAAUGAGUGGAAUGCAAACCACUUCGGUGGCGGCAGGUCCCGUUCCACAGAAGGAGACCAUCAUCCUUGCCACCGUAGGACCGCCGGAGCCUCCAAAACCCGCAGUUACCGUUAAUAACAAUGGAUACUUUUCCCGAGUCAAGAAGGGAAACAGUGUAGUUAGUGGAGUUUUCUUUUUACUCGUCUAUGGCGGAAUGGAUCUGGCCUCAAGCUUGGGCUGGAAUCACACCUUCAACGUUUUCUUAUUCACGGAGUAUUCGUACUGUUGGUUCAUAGGUGUCAUCAUUGGAGCUUUUGCCACCAUUCUCACCAUGUCAUAUCUGCCCAAGCAAGUCUACUAUGUCCUAGGAGCUUUGUUGCAGCUAACUGGCUCUAUUAUCUUCACCGCUGCUCCUGGGGACUACGCAUCUUGUUUGGCCGCCCGCUACUUGGCCGGCUUGGGCAUUGGCCUGCUUACGGUGCCCUUCCUCAUCCACAACGCCGAGGUGGCGGGUACCAACUUUCGCGGCGUGAGCGCCGGUCUGGAGCAGUGCGCCCUGGCCUUGGGAAUCGAAGUCCAGGUGAUCUACAUCACGGAGUGGUCUUCGAUAGUAGGAGCUGAACCCAACUUGAUACACGGCAUCAUCGGGAUUGUGCUCUCCUUGUUGGGCCUGGGGCUGUCUGCCCUGUCGGUUGAGUCACCGAUCUUCUACCUACGUCGAAACCAGGAAACCAUGGCGCGCCAGUGCCAGGAGAAGCUACUGGCCAAUUGCCCCAAUUGCGUCAGUAAGGCCCUCGACGAGGCCAGGCUCUACGUGGCGGAGAGCGACAGCCGGAGCCUGGGCGAGGAGCUGGUGGCCUCCGUGGGACCCUUUCUGAAGCUGCUCUUCUUCCGCUGCUUCGUCGCGUUCUCCUUCUCCCUGCCGCUGACCAUGUCGAUUAUCUCGAGCACCGCAGUGGCAGAGGGUUCCUCUAGCGGUUGGCCAUUGUAUGUGUUUAUCACACUGCGUCUGGUCGGCACCGGAGUAGCUCUUUGCUUCCUGGACACAUUGGGUCGCAAAGCGGUUUCCCUGGUGGGUCUGGCCUGCAUGGCCGGACUUAUGCUGGGCCUGGCAAUUUUGUAUUCCGACCCGCUCAAUAUAAUCGCCUGGAAACCCAUGGUCCAGGCCUGCAAUAUCGGAAUGGCACUCCAGGCAUUCGCCGGACUCUUUGUCUGCAGCUCGUCCGUCUACAUGGGCGAAGCCUUUCCCAUGCGGGUCAAAGCUUCUCUGGUCGGACUGAUCGUCAUCAUAGAGCAGCUCAUCCAUGUCAUCGUAAUCGCCUGCGUAAGCUUUGUGUCCAGUGAGGACAUCUACUUCCCGUACUUUCUGUCCGCGAGCAUAACCAUGCUGCUCGGCGUGAUUUUCUUUGCCGUCUCCUUGCCGGAGACGAAGAGAAUGACGCUGCGACAGGCUGGCCACCGCUUCCAGAGGUGGUAUGAUCUGAGCUUCUACUAGACGUUACGAUGCGGACUGGAAAACUCAUUAUACUUGUUCAAGUUUUCGUUUGUUUAUUUGUUAGUAUAGGUUAAUAAAAUCAUAUGGUAAUCAGCUCAUAAGUGGAAACAAAAAUAGAACCGUCCAGUGCGAAAAUAAAUAUUCAAAUUACUUGAAAUAAUUAAUGUGGAAUGAUGACAGCAUAGUCAGUUUUAAUUGCCUCCCUAAAUAAAAGAUUGUUCAAUAAUAUUGCUUAUGUUUGAAAACCCCCUUUUAUUGGGCGAAACAUUACUGUAGUACUGACUCUACUUUAAUUUAGUUUUUCCAUGGAAAUGACUAAUGAAUGUGCCAUGUGCCUAUUUGUGGUAAAUAG
Molecule: messenger RNA, 1922 nt
Organism: Drosophila rhopaloa
Lineage: Eukaryota; Metazoa; Arthropoda; Insecta; Diptera; Drosophilidae
Product: major facilitator-type transporter ecdD
Exons: 3
Coding region: 98-1570 (490 amino acids)
Biological process (GO): transmembrane transport
Cellular component (GO): membrane
Molecular function (GO): transmembrane transporter activity
Source: RefSeq, a predicted model, not a curated record